AUGUCUUCGCAGUCUGAGAACAAGAUGCAAUACGUCAGAUUAGGAAAGAGUGGACUCAAAGUCUCCAAGAUCAUCUUGGGAUGUAUGUCCUACGGAGUCAAGAGACCUCUAGAUGGUUGGACCUGGGUAUUAGAAGAGGAAGAAGCGUUGAAACAUCUCAAACACGCUUAUGACAAGGGCAUAAACACCUUUGACACAGCCGAUACUUACUCUCAAGGUAACUCGGAGCGAAUCCUAGGUAAAUUCCUCAAAACUUACGAUAUACCCAGAGAGAGCGUGGUGAUUAUGACCAAGACGUACAUGGCAUUUGGUGACGAGAAGAGCUACGGUCCAGCAGGGUACGUCAAUAACAGUAGACUCAGUAGGAAGAGGAUAUUCGCUGCUAUCAAAGAUUCUCUUGAGAGGCUGGGUACAGACUAUGUCGAUGUAUUCCAGUGUCAUCGAUUCGAUUAUGAUACCCCUAUCGAAGAGACGAUGCAAGCUCUACACGAUAUCGUCCAAGCUGGUCACGUCCGAUACCUAGGAAUGAGCAGUUGUUAUGCCUGGCAAUUCCAGCUCAUGCAGCAAUAUGCUAUUCAAAAUAAACUCACACCGUUCGUCUCGAUGCAAAACUACCACAAUGCGAUUUACAGAGAGGAAGAAAGAGAGAUGAUGCCUACAUUACAACAUUUCGGUGUGGGUUCCAUCCCAUGGUCACCAUUAGCAGGAGGGAAACUCUGUCGUCCUGCCUCUUCAGACCCACAGACCGAACGAUCAUCCAGCACUUCCAGGAUGUUCGGCACCACAACCUCAGCGGACCAAAAAAUCAUCUCGACAAUCGAGGAAAUUGCCAAAGAAAGGAAUAUCUCGAUGGCACAAGUAUCUCUAGCUUGGUCAUUAAGCAAAGAAUUCAUAUCCGCUCCUAUCAUUGGUACCACCUCGAUUGAGAAAUUGGAUGAUCUUCUCAAAGGUUUGGAAGUCAAGUUGAGUGAAGAGGAAAUUAAAAGGAUUGAUGGUGAUUAUCAACCGAAAGCGAUAUUUGGUCAUUCAUAA
Molecule: messenger RNA, 1032 nt
Organism: Kwoniella botswanensis
Lineage: Eukaryota; Fungi; Basidiomycota; Tremellomycetes; Tremellales; Cryptococcaceae
Exons: 9
Coding region: 1-1032 (343 amino acids)
Source: RefSeq, a predicted model, not a curated record